Molecule: messenger RNA, 712 nt
Organism: Osmerus eperlanus (European smelt)
Lineage: Eukaryota; Metazoa; Chordata; Actinopteri; Osmeriformes; Osmeridae
Product: interleukin-18-binding protein-like
Exons: 6
Coding region: 84-554 (156 amino acids)
Source: RefSeq, a predicted model, not a curated record
UGUGUGUGUAUAUAUAUCGAACAUUUAGAGCUAGUGUCAGAAGCAGCAGGAACAUCUAACAACUUGUUGGAAAAGGAAUCAACAUGCAGUUGACACAGACCAUUACAGUUUUUGGAUCUCUCUGCUUCCAGCUGUGUAAAGCAUCUACAGAUUUGUCUCAGGAUGGGCCUCCCAAAAUCCUUGGACCAAAAAAUAAUUUAAUCUAUGCCCGAAAAGGUAUGCCGUUGCGUCUAAACUGUAUGACAAAUUCAAAGUUUAGUGACUUCAGCGUGAUCUACUGGCUGGUCAAUGGCACCUUCCUUAAUCAAGAUGUCGUCAAUGGCAGAAUUACUGAGACAGAGGAGUCAGGGGAAUGUGAGGUUCUUCAGAGCAGUCUGAAGUUCACCACACUGCUCCCAGAGGAUUUCAGGUCCACCAUCACCUGCGUAGCAAUUAGUCCAGCUGGGAGGGACCAGAAGAAUUUCAAACUAAGGCAAAGACCAUCACAGAGGACAAGAUCACCAAGGCAAAGAAAUUAUAGAAAACAGAAGAAAAAUCCUGUCAAGUGUAUCUGAAAAGUGAAUUGUAUCAAACAGAAUUAUUCUGAUUAACACUUGGAUGUACAGCAUGGGUCAUUUUGAUUCAGUUGUUACUUCUGAUACAGGGCAUUAACUUUUUAGCUAUUUAUUAUGACUUUACUGUAAAAUGUGUGCCCUUUCAUUCACCCCCCCCC